AUGGCUGGGGGCAGCUCUGGCGGCGGGGCGCGCGGCGGAGGCGGCAGCGGCGAGUCGGGGAAGUCAGGGGGGCCUGGCGGCGGGCCCCGCAGUGGCGAGUCAGGGGCUGCGGCCAAGGCAGCGGCCAAGAGCCCCUGGCACUGCAAGUCUUGCAGUACGCCUGGCGCCAGAGGCUUCAGGAAGCUCAGCUUAAGGGGCUGCAUGCAGUGCAAGUGGUGCAACAUGCCGAAGAGUUCCCACUUCGGUGGGAAGCCGGCGCAGGCUGCGCCCUCGCGGAACAACGCCGAGGUCAAGCUCGCCCAGGCGCUGGACGAGCUCAAGCAGCUCAAGGCGGCGGCGGCCCAGCCUGGGGCGGGAGGGGGCUCCGCGCCUGGAGGAGGCACGCCCCCCUGGCGUGAGGGCGCAGCGGCGGGGGGCGAGAAGCGCCAGCGCUUGGAGCAGCUGGACAAGCAGCUGGGCGAGAUUCGGCGCUGGGCGGACAUGGAGGACGAGGGGGGCGAACUCGUGGAGGCCGCCCGCAGCAGGAAGGCCACGCUCGAGGCGGAGCGCGAUCAGCUGCGCCAGGAGGUCUUGGUCUUCCAGGCUAAGCCCAAGGACGUGCAGCUCAAUAGCCUCACGGACCAGAUCAAGAAGCUGGAAAAGCAGCAGGAGAAGGGCCGCGGGGAGAUGGUGGCAGUGGCGGCGCAGCAGAAGGAGCUUGACGCCAAGGCCGGAGCGCUGCGCCUGGCGGACGCCGAGCGGGAGGCGAAGCUGGCCGAGCUCAGGGCGGAGCAGGUCGAGGGCCCCGAGCUCUCCGCCAACUUCCUGGGCGAUGUGCUGGGCUCGAUCGGAAUCGAACGGGCUCUGCAUGCGUCGCUGCUGGAGCAGGCGACCAAGGUCGAGCAGCAGCGCCGAGAGGCCAGGGCUACUGAGGCUGCAGCGGCAGCAGCCGCCAGGGCGGCCGAGCGGGUGCGUGCCCCGAUCCCUGGGGAAGGAGUCCCUGCAGGCGGAGAUGCCAUGGGCGACGAGGAGCUGGACGUCGACACGCAGCUCAGCUUCCUCACGAAGGUGGGGGCCGCCCCAGCUGGGGCCGAGGGCACUGAUCGAGCCAUGGCGGGCAGCAGUGGCAAUGGGGUGGCCGACGACAACGAGUUGUACGAGGCCGACGAGCAG
Molecule: messenger RNA, 1152 nt
Organism: Prorocentrum cordatum
Lineage: Eukaryota; Dinophyceae; Prorocentrales; Prorocentraceae
Source: the annotation of a GenBank genome assembly